Messenger RNA from Knipowitschia caucasica, 363 nucleotides. The record is from the annotation of a GenBank genome assembly. NCBI's taxonomy places the organism in Eukaryota, Metazoa, Chordata, Actinopteri, Gobiiformes, Gobiidae.
AUGUCAGCCUCGGCUCAGGAGGAUCCCACUCACACCGAGACCUCAGCCUCGGCUCAGGAGGAUCCCACUCACACCGAGACCUCAGCCUCGGCUCAGGAGGAUCCCAUUCACACCGAGACCUCAGCCUCGGCUCAGGAGGAUCCCACUCACACCGAGACCUCAGCCUCGGCUCAGGAGGAUCCCACUCACACCGAGACCUCAGCCUCGGCUCAGGAGGAUCCCAUUCACACCGAGACCUCAGCCUCGGCUCAGGAGGAUCCCACUCACACCGAGACCUCAGCCUCGGCUCAGGAGGAUCCCACUCACACCGAGACCUCAGCCUCGGCUCAGGAGGAUCCCACUCACACUCAGACCUCAGCCUAA